AUGGGAGAUAGAAAAGGAGAUGUUAGAAUAUAUGUCAUCUCUUGUUUUUUCUUUGCAUGCACAAUUGGAGGAGGAAUCUUCCUUUGCAUGUACAUAUUCCUACCAGAUUCAGAAGCUGUACCAUGGUAUCUCUUUGUAGGCAUGGCAUUGGUAGCAAUUCCAUGGCUCGCUUGGUUCACCAUCUUUAUAUAUAGAUGCAUUGGACCUAAUAAUGUUCAAGAACACCAUAAUAAUAACAAUCAUGGUAAAAGUGCUGCAAUUUGGACACCAAAAUCUCCACAAGCAACUAGCCCUGGUGCAAAAUCCCCCCGUGAUUCCCUUGACGGUGGCGAUGGAGAGCGUCGCGUACAAUUAGGCGCGGUGGUAGAGAUGGGAAAUGGAGGCGGCGAAGAAAAUCACAACAAUGAAAAUGUUGUUGAUGAUCAUCAUGAGUCUAAGAAAGAACAAGAAAAACCAACGUUGCUAAUGGUUGAACACUAG
This is a messenger RNA of Vicia faba (fava bean), 480 nucleotides long. The record is from the annotation of a GenBank genome assembly. NCBI's taxonomy places the organism in Eukaryota, Viridiplantae, Streptophyta, Magnoliopsida, Fabales, Fabaceae.